AUGACGUCAAUAGGCACAGGCUACGAUCUGUCAAACUCGGUCUUCUCGCCCGAUGGUCGUAACUUCCAGGUCGAAUACGCAGUCAAGGCGGUAGAGAAUGGCGGCACAGCAGUCGGCAUCAAGUGCAAGGACGGCGUGGUGCUCGCGCUUGAGAAGCUCAUCAGCAGCAAGCUUCUCAAGCCAGGCGCGAACAAGCGGAUAGCGACCGUGGACCGCAACAUGGGCAUCGUGUCUUCAGGUCUCCUCCCGGACGGUCGCCACUUUGUGUCCCGAGCCCGCGAUGAGGCUGCGCAAUGGCGACAACUCUACAAGGCCCCCAUUCCGUCAUCAUCGCUUGCCGACCGCAUGGGCAGCUACGCACAGGCAUACACGCUGUACUCGAGCGUGCGUCCCUUUGGCAUAACCGCCAUCAUUGCAGGCUGGGACUCGGAGGCUGAGCUGCCCGUAGAUGGCCAAGUCGGCUCGGGGCCCGGUGUUGGUUCAGGGGGCAAGAAGGAAGGCGCAAAACACGGCGGACCGUCACUCUACAUGAUCGAGCCCAGCGGCUUGUACUGGGGCUACUACGGUGCAGCUACAGGCAAAGGCCGCCAGGUGGCCAAGUCGGAGCUCGAGAAGCUGAACCUCGCCGAGGGAAAGCUGUCACUAGAGGAAGGUGUCAAGGAAGCCGCACGCAUCAUCUACGUCGCACACGACGACAGCAAGGACAAGGAAUUCGAGCUUGAGAUGACGUGGAUCAGCAGUCUCGACGGGCCCACCAAGGGCAGGCAUGAGGAAGUUCCAAAGGAAAUUCGGGAUGAGGCUGAAAAGCUGGCCAAGAAGGCGCUCGAGGGCGACGACGACGAUGACGACGACGAGGAGAAGAUGGAGGAGUAGAUAUCAUCAUGACGCGGCUGCAUUGCACUGCAUAGACGGUCACGAUGCAUUCACGAGUCGCUCUCACCCCCUUGACGAUCAAAUGAACAAUAUAACAUGCAUGGCAUCUCCAAGAGUCGAGUGCCAUCAAUUGCCACCAAA
Molecule: messenger RNA, 1014 nt
Organism: Pyrenophora tritici-repentis Pt-1C-BFP
Lineage: Eukaryota; Fungi; Ascomycota; Dothideomycetes; Pleosporales; Pleosporaceae
Source: RefSeq, a predicted model, not a curated record